Messenger RNA from Gossypium raimondii (Peruvian cotton), 516 nucleotides. RefSeq names its product protein SODIUM POTASSIUM ROOT DEFECTIVE 3. Lineage: Eukaryota; Viridiplantae; Streptophyta; Magnoliopsida; Malvales; Malvaceae. The transcript is spliced from 2 exons. The record is from RefSeq and is a predicted model, not a curated record. Gene Ontology annotation, molecular function: metal ion binding. Bases 1 to 516 code for a protein of 171 amino acids.
AUGAAAGGAAUGCAUCUUUUCUGUGCUUCUCCAACUUCCAUAGCCACAUGCUCACACUUGGACCAUCGCUCCAUGGUUCGCCAUGGCCAUAGGCCUCUUGAUCCUCAAAAGUCUAAGCCAUAUUCACCUUGCUCAUCACAACUGCUUAUAAUUCUUACGACUAGAAACAAGUCUGUUAAGCCAAGUGAUGUACGUCGUAAAUGCUCAGCCCAUAUUCAUGAUCUAACUAAUCCUCCAACCAGCGGUUCCACAAGAUAUCUUCUAAGUGAUAGGCCCUUUAUCGAUUGUUUAUCAGACUCUGACCAUGUCACAGCAAAGCCUAAGCAUGUGGUGGUUUUGAGGGUAUCAAUCCACUACAAAGGAUGUGAAGGAAAAGUAAAGAAACAAAUCUCGAAAAUGAAAGGAUUGAUAUCAUUUAGUAUAGAUUUGGCCACAAAGAAAGUGACGGUAAUUAGCGAUGUAACACCUUCAAGCGUUCUAGCAAGCGUGUCCAAGGUGAAGAAUGCACAGCUCUAG